AUGAAACAGCCCGCACAUAACCCUAACUAUAAGCAACCUAAUGGUAAUCCCAGUGCUCCUUAUCCUAAGCAACAGUAUACCAAUAGUCAGACACAGAAUAAUGCUAAUAAUAAUAAGCCAGCUAACCCAAAUGCUGCCUAUCCUAAACAGCAGUACACUAAUAACCAGGCUCAAUAUCCAAAACAGCCAGCUCAUAAUCCCAAUUACAAACCGCCUAGCCCCAGUGCUGCCUACCCUAAGCAGACUUACACUGUGGUACAUAUCCGAAGCAACCUGGUCAAACUGUACCUAUUGUUCACCAUGGUCAAACUGGAC
This is a messenger RNA of Oppiella nova, 315 nucleotides long. The record is from the annotation of a GenBank genome assembly. NCBI's taxonomy places the organism in Eukaryota, Metazoa, Arthropoda, Arachnida, Sarcoptiformes, Oppiidae.